CGCACCUAGGUCACCUCCCGAAGUCCCACCCCACAUACCAUCACAUCGAAGAAAAAUUUUCGAAGUCGGGUUGAGCAGUAUCAGCAGUCACAGCGCUUUGUCAAGUCAGCUAGAUCCCACCAAACAUGUCCCGCGGCAUCGUUCAAGCCAGUCGUGCUGUCCGCUUUGGCGGUGCGCUUCGACCCACCCCCGUCGUCCUCAAGCAAUCCAAUCCCGUGCCCAGCGUGGGAAUUCCUGGACCCACAUUCAGCGACCGUACCAGUCCAGCCGCACCUCCUGGUCAAGCACCUACCCAUCCUGGCUACACCCACGAGAGCACUCCCAUCACCAGCGCUCAUCCUCGAGACAUUCCAGGGGUGGAUGGAGCAGCCCCUGCUUCUCGAGUGCCCGGAGCGAGCACUGUUGCUGGCCAGCCUCACGUCGAGGUGCACACGUUGGCCGAAGGUGCUAAGAUUGGAGGAUCGGACGCCAUUCGACCAGAGGAGCGCAACGUAAAAAAUUGGGGUCCCAACCAACGCACACCAGAGUUCAAUGAACUAGAGGGUAAAAGACGCCCUGUACUCGAUGGAGGAUCCAACGAAGGCGGUCUUGGACCUGAUGGCAAGAGCAGAACGUGAGCAUCAUCUUCGCCCUCCUGUCCGUUGCAGCGCUACCUGAAGACCCUUUGAGACCCGAACACCGUCUAUGCAUCUGUACGGACUAGAACUCGCAAAUGCAAUGUGAUCAUCGCUUGUCUUAGUUUGUCCUCC
Ceraceosorus guamensis is the source of this 749-nucleotide messenger RNA. RefSeq lists its product as hypothetical. NCBI's taxonomy places the organism in Eukaryota, Fungi, Basidiomycota, Exobasidiomycetes, Ceraceosorales, Ceraceosoraceae. Bases 126 to 617 code for a protein of 163 amino acids. The transcript has 4 exons. The record is from RefSeq and is a predicted model, not a curated record.